UGCAACACACAAUUCGCAUUUCAAGUUCUGCAGACAAGAGCGCGCGCGUAACACUUUCAUUUGAUCGAUUUCAUUUCGCUGCCUGAAAACAUCGUAACCCAUUUACUUAAACCUCAGUUGCACAAUAUGUUUAACAUCAGAAAUAUCCUUGUAUGUCGUGUGCGAGCGAUAAGAAUAUCGGUGUAAUGUUAAUUGACAGAUUUGAUUUAUUUUCAAAAUGUGGUUAGAAUCAGUGACAUAAAUAUGUGAUAACAAUACGAAAUAAAAAUGAAAAACUGUUCUGAAAACUCGACCGCGAAUGAAAAAAUGAAAUUUGCUCACAAUUGUAAACACGUCAUCUUAUUACUAAGGUGGUCCUACACCGUCCCUUUACUGUGUUAUUUUAUAUUUUUUCUAACAAUUUGGAUGUUAUCUGUUCCACUGAAACCCAUCAAAAUUGUAAAAGAAAUACCAAUCCACAAACCGGAGGACACGUUUGAAAUUCGCAUGAAAAACAGCAACUUCAACUCGGACCGCAAAGAUGGAGAAAACAACUUACUAAACAACAAAAAUGAAUACUUAAUUAAUGUCAAUGCAAACGAAAAUGCCAACAAGGACCAGACAGAAAUUUUGCAAGAAGUGUUCAAAAGAGCUGACAAAGAUAAAAACUAUAAGCUAGAUUCAAAAGAGCUGGCGGAGUGGAUCAGAAAGAAAAUUGUUGAGCAUAUUUCCUCGGCAGUCAGCAACAAUUAUGCUUUGUUUACCAUGAUUGACGUGAAUCCAAGAAAUGGGGUUAUUACAUGGAAAGAGUACCACACAUACUUUCUGAAAAAGAGGGGCUUCAGCAAAAAAUACGUGGAAAAUCAUGACGAAAAACGACACAAAGGGUUGCAGCGAUCAAUUAAAGAACAAAUAAUGAGAGACAAAGCAUCUUGGAUGGAAGCUGCCCGCUCUAACCCCGACGCUUUAACCGUGGACGAGUUUCUGGCCUUCACCCACCCAGAAUCCAGUGCUGCCAACCAGUUAGCUUUGGUUGACGAACUCUACGACAAAUUCGACAGAGACGGAGACGAACUAUUAACAGAAGACGAAUUUGCGAUUUUGCAAACCGAAGGUAACAACGACGAAACGGUUGUGGUGAGACAGGACGAAAACGAAAGGCGUGCUGAAUUUCGAAAAUCCGUCGACCUAAACGGAGAUGGACGUGCUGAUCGAAGAGAACUCCUGCAUUAUGUUGCACCGCAAAGUCCGAGACACAGCGAGCACGAAGCCGAGGCACUUCUAGCUUUAGCCGACGGUGACCACGACAAUAUGCUUUCACUUGACGAGAUUCUUGCACAUCCGGAUUUGUUUUUGAAAUCGAAGAUGGUUGACACCGGACGCAGCUUUCACGACGAGUUUAAAUAGCCGCGGUUAAAAAUCUGUCAAUUAGGCCAUAAACAUAAGACUGGGCUUGUUUACAUAGAGUAGGAAGGCUACUAUUAGCUUAAAUUGUAACAUUCUCUAAAUUUGUCACGGAAAUAUUUUUCAACUCUCGUAAAUAAACGGUAUUAACACGA
This is a messenger RNA of Zophobas morio, 1538 nucleotides long. It is a transcript of the gene myd, whose product is annotated as 45 kDa calcium-binding protein. Bases 268 to 1386 code for a protein of 372 amino acids. The record is from RefSeq and is a predicted model, not a curated record. Lineage: Eukaryota; Metazoa; Arthropoda; Insecta; Coleoptera; Tenebrionidae. Gene Ontology annotation, molecular function: calcium ion binding. Gene Ontology annotation, cellular component: endoplasmic reticulum. The transcript is spliced from 4 exons. Gene Ontology annotation, biological process: calcium-ion regulated exocytosis.